Manis javanica (Malayan pangolin) is the source of this 1414-nucleotide messenger RNA. RefSeq names its product enkurin, TRPC channel interacting protein (gene ENKUR). Lineage: Eukaryota; Metazoa; Chordata; Mammalia; Pholidota; Manidae. Gene Ontology annotation, cellular component: axonemal microtubule; acrosomal vesicle. Gene Ontology annotation, molecular function: calmodulin binding. The record is from RefSeq and is a predicted model, not a curated record.
AGAAAAGAACAUUUUUAAGGGGGCGUCAUUCUUCACCCCCUUAUAAGAGCACUUAUAAACGGCGGUUUCCAAACUGAACCCCUCAGACAGAAGCUGCAGAGAGGAAAGAGGACACCUAGUUUGCAGUGCUGCUUUCCACUUCCAGUCGCCUAGUAACUGUUUCCACGGCAACCGCCCUGACAACAACGCUAAGCAAUCUCAGGAACAAUAGAAGGGUAUUUCAUUUUCUUCCCAAGAGGGCUGCUAAGACGAGGUCAAGGGGGAAUUAUGUGAAAGAGAAACGUUAGUUUCUUGAGAAAGCAAGAGAGUAGGAAAGGAAAGGAGCAGUGAGGAAACGGACGAGAUACUGGAAUAGUGAGAAAACAGCUGAGUAGUUUUAAGGAGUCAUUUGGUGGCCAUGGAUCCAACGUGCUCUUCUGAGAGCAUUUAUAACCUCAUACCCAGUGACUGGAAGGAGCCUCCCCAGCCUCCUAGGUACAUAUCCAUUUUUAAGACAGCUGUAAAAGGCGACAUGCAAAAAUUUAAGACUGCAAUGAAAACUAUGGGACCAGCAAAAGUUGAAGUACCUUCUCCGAAGGAUUUCCUGAAGAAACAUUCAAAGGAAAAAACUCUACCACCCAAAGAAAAGUUUGACCGGAAUGAGCCCAAGAAGCCUCCUGUGCCACUGAGGACUGAUCAUCCAGUCAUGGGAAUACAGAGUGGAAAAAAUUUCAUAAAUACCAAUGUGGCUGAUGUCAUCAUGGGAGUGGCGAAAAAGCCUAAACCAAUUUAUGUUGACAAAAGAACUGGCGACAAACAUGAUCUUGAAACAUCAGGACUAGUUCCAAAGUACAUCAACAAAAAGGAUUAUGGUGUCACGCCUGAAUAUAUAUGUAAGCGAAAUGAAGAAGUAAAGAAAGCCCAAGAAGAAUAUGAUAACUAUAUCCAGGAAAACCUCAGGAAAGCAGCUAUGAAAAGGCUCUCUGAUGAAGAAAGAGAGGCAGUUCUGCAGGGGCUGAAAAAGAACUGGGAAGAGGUACAUAAAGUGUUUCAGUCUCUCUCUGUCUUCAUUGACUCGAUACCAAAGAAGAUUCGCAAGCAGAAGCUGGAACAAGAAAUGAAGCAACUGGAACAUGACAUUGGUGUCUUUGAAAAGCACAAAAUUAUUUAUAUUGCCAAUAAGAAAUAGAUUUUUAAAGUAUAGUAAUUUUAAAAUCGGAAAAAAACAGGGAAAACAUAAAGUGAAACUUUUUUAAAGAGGAAAAUACUGUGAAGAGAAUAAAAAUAGUCUUUAAUGAAAUGUGUAGGCAAUUCUUAAGGAAUUAUAUGAGAAAAUUCUGUUUUUACUAGCGUCAGGUUUUUCACAUAUAAACUGAUUAAAGUUUGAUGUUAUAUGUUUCAUAUGCAUUAUAGAAUAAAUUCAUUAUUAUUGUUA